AACAGCAGCCUCGGCAAGCAACAUGUCCGAGGGGCACUUGGCUGUCAUAGUAUCUAUUUAUAUGCCAGAUCCGCCUGCGAGGAGCAACUUUGGAACUCCUGUCUCAGCUCAUCAGACGAUUGACGCUUCGAACAUCGCCUCCCAAAUGACACGAUGGGGACUGCUGAUUCGGCCGCGUCUCGAAGUUCGAAACUCGCCCUUCUAGUUAACCACCGACUGGCUAGAUACGUGUCACGGUCACUGGGAGUUGCAUCGGUGUUCACAUUCUCUCCGAUAUACGUGGCAUCAAUAUUUAUGAACUGGCUUGACGCAUUGACGGUCCCACCUUCGUACAUACCUUCCCUUUCCUCACAAUGGUGCCUGAUCAAGAGAAACUUUCCUCAGACACUAGCAUUCAAGUUGCCCAACCUCCUGCACCAAAGUUUGUGGAGGGUGGUGUCCGUGGUUAUCUGACAAUAUUUGGUGCAUUCCUCAGCCUUUUUGCUGCCUUUGGCCAGUCCAUCGCAUUCGGAAGUUUCCAGCUUUGGUAUGCUGUGAACCAGCUAUCGUCUUACUCGGCUUCCGACAUCUCCUGGAUUGGUUCCCUUCAGCUGUGGGUAUUCUUUUUUUCUGGCAGUUUUGUGGGGCGACUUUUCGAUGCCUACGGACCCACCGUGCUUCUGGCUUCCGGUACUGUUAUCCUGACUCUCAGCCUCAUGAUGACUUCUUUGGCCAGCCGGUAUUAUGAAUUCAUCUUAGCCCAAGGUAUUCUUUUUGGCAUCGGAUUUGGCCUAAUGUUUUACCCCUCUAUGAGCGCUACAGCUACCCAUUUUCGAAAGUAUAGGGCUACCGCCAUGGGAGUAGCAGUGGCCGGCUCUAGUGCUGGUGGAGUGGUCUUCCCUAUAUUACUACAGCGGCUCUUCGACGAAGUGGGUUUUGGUUGGGCUGUAAGAAUAUCUGCGUUUGUUUGUUUGGCGUGUGGGAUUGUAUCGACACUCACGGUUUCGAGUCGCCUGCCUAAGCGCAAACCAGGACCGUGGAUCGAUGUCGUCUCCUUACAAGACGCCAACUUCAUGCUGUUUACUCUAGGUAGUGGCAUAUGUUGCCUUGGCAUAUUCAUCCCUUUCUUCUACAUCGUUCAGUAUGGCCAAGAUAAUGGCCUAUCCCAAGCUCUCUCGUUUGAUCUCCUCUCUGUGAUGAAUGCUGGAAGUGUAAUUGGACGCAUUCUUCCUGCCCUCAUGGCUGACUACAUUGGGAGGUACAAUUUACUUGUACCAUUCACUGCAAUUUCUGGGAUUUUUUGUCUCGCUUUAUGGAUGCACGCACAUAGUCUAGCUGCCCUGAUGUGUUAUGCUGUCUUCUUCGGGUUUUUCUCUGGAGCAUUUUUUGCCCUUCAAUCAGCAUGCAUCGCUCAAAUUUCCCAAAUUGAGAAAAUUGGGAUUCGAAUGGGCAUGGCAUACAGUCUGGUGUCGUUUCUGGCACUUGUAGGAGGGCCAAUUGGUGGAGCAAUUCUAAAUAGGCAAAAAGGGAAGUUUAGUGGGAUGAUUGUUUUUACUGGGGUCACUCUCAUUGUUGGUUCUCUUGUGACUUUGAUGGUGAAGUUGAAGAUUAACCGAAACAUCCUUGCAAAAGUUUGAUACACUACUUGUUCUUGUUAGUAGAACUGGUGCUCCGUUCUUAAAUGGCUACUAAAAGUCGUGGUCUAGAUAGACUAGGCACAAGUUGUUUGUACAAAAUAGUAUACUUGUGGAGAAGUGGUGUGAGUGUCUCCUUCCAACUUUCCAUAGGGACAUGGACAAUUUGAGGAAACCUUGAACUUGCGU
Molecule: messenger RNA, 1802 nt
Organism: Serpula lacrymans var. lacrymans S7.9
Lineage: Eukaryota; Fungi; Basidiomycota; Agaricomycetes; Boletales; Serpulaceae
Exons: 6
Coding region: 354-1616 (420 amino acids)
Biological process (GO): transmembrane transport
Cellular component (GO): fungal-type vacuole membrane
Molecular function (GO): transmembrane transporter activity
Source: RefSeq, a predicted model, not a curated record